GCGCGGAGUUAGGGCCGGAGGCGGCGUGGCUGGGGCGGCGCGGGGAGGGCUGUGCGGAUUGCUUUCCGCAGCGGCGUCUCCGCCGACUCCCCUUGCCGUCUCUGGGGCGUGGGACGUCUACCAGUCGGGGACCUAAGCCGCUGGCCGCGGCGGGCGUCCGGAUCCGCGUCCCGCCUCAGCGCCCGGAGGACAUGCGGGAGAGAGAAUGAGCCAGAGGGACACGCUGGUGCAUCUGUUUGCCGGGGGAUGUGGUGGUACAGUGGGAGCUAUUCUGACAUGUCCACUGGAAGUUGUAAAAACACGGCUGCAGUCAUCUUCUGUGACACUUUAUAUAUCUGAAGUUCAGCUGAACACCAUGGCUGGAGCCAGUGUCAACCGAGUAGUCUCUCCUGGACCUCUCCAUUGCUUAAAAAUGAUCUUGGAAAAAGAAGGGCCUCGUUCCUUGUUUAGAGGAUUAGGCCCCAAUUUAGUGGGGGUGGCUCCUUCCAGAGCAAUAUACUUUGCUGCUUACUCAAACUGCAAGGAAAAGUUGAACGAUGUAUUUGAUCCUGAUUCUACCCAGGUACACAUGAUUUCAGCUGCAAUGGCAGGUUUUACUGCAAUCACAGCAACCAACCCCAUUUGGCUUAUAAAGACUCGGUUACAGCUUGACGCAAGGAACCGUGGGGAAAAGCGAAUGGGCGCUUUUGAAUGUGUCCGUAAAGUGUAUCAGACAGAUGGACCUAGAGGAUUUUAUAGGGGCAUGUCUGCUUCAUAUGCUGGCAUAUCUGAGACUGUUAUCCAUUUUGUUAUUUAUGAAAGUAUAAAGCAAAAACUACUGGGAUAUAAGGCUGCUUCUACAAUGGAAAAUGAUGAAGAGUCUGUGAAAGAAGCAUCAGAUUUUGUGGGAAUGAUGCUAGCUGCUGCCACCUCAAAAACUUGUGCCACAACUAUAGCAUAUCCACAUGAAGUUGUAAGAACAAGACUACGUGAAGAGGGAACAAAAUACAGAUCUUUUUUUCAGACAGUGUCUUUGGUUGUUCAAGAAGAAGGGUAUGGGUCUCUUUACCGUGGUUUAACAACUCAUCUCGUGAGACAGAUUCCAAACACAGCCAUUAUGAUGGCCACCUAUGAACUGGUGGUCUACCUACUCAACGGAUAGCAGCAGAGUGCUGCCGUGCUACGAAGAGGGAAGACCAAAAGAUUACAGUGGACCAUGGAAUAUUGAAGCCAGCAUGGCAGACAAAAGAAAAAUAGUUUGGGAACAUGUGACUAUGCCUAAGUGGAAGUUUGGUUGAAAGAAUUAAAGUAAUCACACCACAUUACUUGACCUUUCAGUAAUGUGAAAAAAA
Messenger RNA from Galeopterus variegatus (Sunda flying lemur), 1331 nucleotides. It is a transcript of the gene SLC25A36, whose product is annotated as solute carrier family 25 (pyrimidine nucleotide carrier ), member 36. Gene Ontology annotation, molecular function: pyrimidine nucleotide transmembrane transporter activity. The record is from RefSeq and is a predicted model, not a curated record. Gene Ontology annotation, cellular component: mitochondrion. The coding region runs from base 206 to 1141 and encodes 311 amino acids. NCBI's taxonomy places the organism in Eukaryota, Metazoa, Chordata, Mammalia, Dermoptera, Cynocephalidae. The transcript is spliced from 7 exons. Gene Ontology annotation, biological process: pyrimidine nucleotide import into mitochondrion.